ACUGAGCCUGCAACCGUUGCUAUAGAAACGGACUGUAAACGCUGGUGGUUGGCAUAGCGGUUUAACGUGAAUAUAGAUUUGGUUAAGUAUGGAGGAAACAUUGAAUGGUAAAAUAUCUAAUGGAGCUGUUAACAUUACAGUUCUGCGAGGGAAUAACUUGCAGGGCAACAAACACGAGCCCUUACACCACUUUGUGCGUGUUGAAUUUAACGGUGCGUUGGUGGGAGAGUCAGACCGGAGGCAGGAGGUUGACGUGACUGAGGGAGUGGUGGACUAUGACUUCAGCUGCAGCUUCAGAUGUCCUGACGACAGACACAGCCUCGACGACAUGGCCCACAAACCUCUCAUAUUGACAGUGAUGGAGAUCCUGCCCAAGGAGAAGAAGCAGAAGGAGGAGAGGACCGCGGUACUGGGCCAAGCCGUGAUGGACCUGCUGCCACUUCUCCAUGGUCAGUGCAACAUCUCGUCACUUGUUCAACUGCAUUGCGCUGCUGGUUCCUCACUGGAGACGGUCUCAUUGGACAACCUCACUCUGCUGCCCUCGCUGGAGGUGGCUGUCAGCGUCGCCACGCCGCUGCUGUCUGAAGCCCAGCGGCUGUCCUCCAACCUGCUGAUGGUUACCAUGGAGACCGCCUUCGGCGUCCCGGAGGUGUGGAGCCUGACCGUCUCGCCGGGCACUCCUGCCUGCUGCUACACGGCGGCUCUAAAGCUUCCUGUCACAGCCGAGAAAGAGGAGAUUCUGAUGUUCUCUGAGGGCCAGCUCAGAGCAGGGGAUGAGAGGGAAGCCCCAGACAGACCCAGGAAGUGGCCCCAGGUGGGUUCUCUGGCCCCUGGAGCCCAGGUCUUCUCUAGGGCGGUGGCCACUCAGGAGGAGCUUGAUGAGGAGGAGUUCGGAGACCUCACUAGCCCGGAGGACAGGGAGUUCUGUCAUGUGGCGGAGACGACCAAGAAGAGAGUGUGCUGGGACACGGUGCGGCGCUGCUUCUUGGACACCGGGGGCUCCACCAGGUUGUCAGAGAGGAUCGAAAAGUGCCGACUGUGGCCGCUGGAGAUCAUGAAGGCCCCGCCUCCAGUAGUCCAGGGAGGAAAGGUGCCUGAAACUGAACCUGAGCAGCAGAUCUCUUUCCACGGCGUGGCCUAUGUGGACAUGGGGCCCCUGCUGUACCCGGGGGCCACCCGCGUCAGAGGGACCUACAGAGUCCACCCCUUCUCCGAGUCCGACCUGCUCGCCAAGACCAAGCGGACGGUGAGUGUGUUGAAGGAGCAGGCCAAGGCUGCAGCCUCUCAGGUUAAACUAAGCCUUAGCCCGCCAGCAGCCUCCCCCAAGGGGACUCCCAGCAAGGGGGUGAAUGGAGGAAACAAGGCUGGGAAGGAGACAACCAAAAAACUCAGCGCGGUUGCUGAACAGACAGGCCAGAGCAAGCUUCCAGCUGCUGAAACCGUGACUGAGGUGGACCCACUUGUCCUCGCAGAGAGACAGAUGUAUGCGGAUGCCAGAACCUACAUCGUCGUUGAGAUCACCGUAGAGAAACCCCUGGUCCCCAAGAGACCGCCCGCUGAGCUGGCCAAAAAAGUGAUGGAGCUGAUUCCUCCCAGACUUCCGUUACCUCGUCACCCUGCCGGGGCUGGAAAAGCAGUGCAGGAGUUCCAUCAAGAGGUCACCAGUGUGGUGGGCCAGGUCUUGGAUCAGUACCAGCAGCUGUUUGGGGCUGCCUUCCAGCCCGGGGUCCAGCCCAUGGACCCCAGCACCCAGGAUCACCGCCGGAGACAGCUGCUAGGGGAACUCAACUACUCUGGGAAGUACUUCGCCUUAAAGGAACAGAUGAAGAGCUCCGUGGUGAAGAUAGUGCGUGAGAAGAUGCUGAGGACUGAGGCCUUCUCCCACCCAGAGCAGCUGCAGGCCUUCCUCAGCCAGCUCUACGUCUACCUGGUGGAUCAGAUGCACCUGGCUCUCAACAUGACGGAGGAGCCUCCGGAGGCAGCGGAGGUGGUGCGGCCCGUCCUGGACGUCUCUCAGCUCAGACACUUUGCCAGGGAGGCGGAGCAUAACGGAGACUUCCAGCUGGCCGCCCAGUACUACCAGGAGCGGUUGGUCGGGGGGCCGACGGAGCCCUCCCAUUGGUUGGACUACGGGACCUUCUACAUGCGUACCGGGGACCACGUCAAGGCCGAGGAGUGUUUCCACCACGCCGUCUCCCUCCAGCAGACCCACCUGCCCAGCCUGGUGAUGUGUGGGGUCCUGGCCGAGAUGGGGGAGCGCUACGACAAUGUGGAGACGUACCUGGAGGCAGCGACCGGCGCCCACCCAGCCAGCGUGGUGGCCUGGACCCUGUCUGGGAUGUUCCACCAGGGGCAGAACAACGACUUCAAGGCCGAGAGCUGCUUCCUGACGGCGGGCAGGCUGCUGAGGGCCAGAGAGGGGAGAGGGGGGCCCCGGGGGGGGAGGGGAAAGGCCAAGGAGGGGAGAGGAGAGGCCCCCGAGGGGACCGGUGAGACCCGGGAGGGGAGGGAAAGCACCCAGGGUGAGGAGCCCAAGCUCGAGGGACGGGACGAUGAGGAACAGGAGGAACAGGAGGAGGAGGGAGAGUUGUUGGAGGAGAAGGGAACGAAGGAACGGGAGGAGGCCAAGCCAGAGAGUGUCGGCGUGGAGCCAGAGAGAGAGAGGCAAGCUGACGCAGAGAUGCCAGCUGCAGCUUGCAAGCCCACCCCGGCGUAUAGCAGGACACAAUCCGCACCCCCUAGGUCGUCCAUCUACAUGGAGACCGCCCAGUUCCUGCUGCAGCACCAUGCCCUGCAGAUGGCCCAGAGAGCUCUGGCCCAGGAACUGCUGUCUUCCGACGGGGGUCUAACCCAUGGUCUGACCACCGCUUACUGCCUGGCCGCUGCCAAGCUGCAGAUGCUAAGCGCAGACUACUGUAGUGCUGCUGCCACCCUGAAGGGGGCGCUGGCUAACACUAGCAAGGAGCCCGAGGCGUGGGCCCUGCUGGGUCACUGCAGCUACCUGAGUGGGGACCGGGCCAAGGCCCGCCAGUGUUACCAGAGGUGCCUGGAGUACCAGCGGCAGCCUGAGGACACACACCCCGUCUUCCUCCGCCUGGGCUCCAUCUACCUCCAGGAAGGAAAGUUCCAGAAUGCCAGAACCAUAUACCUGCAGGCCUGCAGCAGCUCCCCAUCCUGUCUCACCUGGCUGGGGCUGGGCAUUGCCUGUUAUCGGCUGGAGAUCCUGAGUGAAGCUGAGGAGGCACUGACGGAGGCAAACACCUUGAACAACAUGAACCCAGAUGUGUGGGGAUACCUGUCUCUGGUCUCCCUCAAGAUUGGCAGAAGAUUGGAAGCAGAGCAGUCAUACAAGUAUGCUGUGAAGCUGAACCUGCAGGACGAGCCGGUCCUCAGGGAGAUCAAGGAGCUACAGGACCAGUUAGGCUUUGGGGAUCCUUCAUUCUAACUUCUUUCAGUGGUUAUAUUAUUAUAUUAUAUUAUACAUUAUAUGAUGUUGUAAUGUAUUUUUUUAAUGUUGUAAUAAAUAUUUUUUGGAAAAUAUUGA
Gadus macrocephalus (Pacific cod) is the source of this 3544-nucleotide messenger RNA. RefSeq names its product cilia and flagella associated protein 70 (gene cfap70). Lineage: Eukaryota; Metazoa; Chordata; Actinopteri; Gadiformes; Gadidae. Gene Ontology annotation, cellular component: motile cilium; extracellular exosome. The record is from RefSeq and is a predicted model, not a curated record. The transcript is spliced from 26 exons. Gene Ontology annotation, biological process: cilium movement; cilium assembly. Gene Ontology annotation, molecular function: protein binding. The coding region runs from base 89 to 3445 and encodes 1118 amino acids.